This is a messenger RNA of Siniperca chuatsi (mandarin fish), 1562 nucleotides long. It is a transcript of the gene eipr1, whose product is annotated as EARP complex and GARP complex interacting protein 1. The transcript has 9 exons. Bases 120 to 1283 code for a protein of 387 amino acids. Lineage: Eukaryota; Metazoa; Chordata; Actinopteri; Centrarchiformes; Sinipercidae. Gene Ontology annotation, molecular function: protein binding. The record is from RefSeq and is a predicted model, not a curated record. Gene Ontology annotation, biological process: protein ubiquitination.
CGCACGCUUCAUAUUUCCAAUUUUUAAAUCGCGGAAGUGCAGUUACUGUGGAGUACGUAGCACAGUCACAAUAUUUUAAUAAAAGAUUGAAAGUGUUAACUCUGGCAACAGACUGAAAAAUGGAGGACGACGCUCCUGUCAUUUAUGGUCUCGAAUUUCAGGCACGAGCACUUACGGCCCAGACAGCUGAAACUGAUGCCAUUCGUUUCCUUGUGGGCACACAGUCACUAAAAUUUGACAACCAGAUCCACAUCAUUGACUUUGAUGAUGAGAAUAACAUCAUUAAUAAGAAUGUCCUUUUGCACCAAGCUGGGGAGAUAUGGCACAUUGGCACUAGUCCUGCAGAUAAGGCUGUGCUUACCACCUGCUAUAACAAAACCAGUGACAGCAGGGUGGUGUCCUGUGCGGCAGUAUAUCGGAUGCCCUGUGAUUGGGAGACAGGAAGUCAUGAGUCACCUGACGACUCCACCCACAACCCCCAAACCCUGGAGCUGCUCUGUCACCUAGAUGACAGCGCCCACAGCAAUACUGCCUGCGUGCUGUGGGAGCCCAUGGGGGAUGGCAAGCGUGUGAUUUCAUUGGCUGAUAACCACGCACUACUCUGGGACCUGCAGGAGAGCUCCACACAAGCCACGGUCUCCAGCACUGCCACCCUGGAGGGCAAAGGUCAACUGAAGUUCACCUCAGGCAAGUGGAGCCCCCACCACAACUGCAGCCAGCUCGCCACAGCGAAUGACACGGCCAUACGAGGCUGGGACCUCCGCACCAUGAGUCAGAUCUACUGUAUUGAGAAUGCCCAUGGCCAGCUGGUGCGUGACCUGGACUUCAACCCCAACCGCCAGUACUACCUGGCCAGCUGCGGAGACGACUGCAAGGUCAAGUUCUGGGACGUCCGCAAUGUCCAGGAGCCCGUCAAGACCCUGGAGGAGCACUCACACUGGGUGUGGAGCGUCCGCUACAACCACAGCCAUGACCAGCUGGUGUUGACAGCCAGCAGUGACAGCCGCCUCAUCCUCUCCAAUAUGGUGUCCAUCUCUUCAGAGCCAUUCGGACACUUGGUGGAUGAUGAGGAGCUCAGCGAGGGGGAGGACAACCACCAGGAGGACAUGGGUAAGGAGCCCCUAAAGGACAGCGUGGUGUCCACCUAUGAGGAACAUGAAGACAGUGUGUAUGCGGCAGAGUGGUCGUCGGCCGACCCCUGGCUUUUCGCCUCACUCAGCUACGAUGGACGCCUUGUCAUCAACAGGGUCCCCCGCGCCCUCAAAUACCGCAUCCUGCUCUGAGAUGGUGGGGAGGGACAGGUGAUCUAAAUGUGUGUGUGUGUGUGUGUGUGUGUGUGUGUGUGUGUGUGUGUGUGUGUGUGUGCAGUACUACAAAAAGCUGCUAAUAGACAUUCCAUUACAUCUUGGCACAGUAAGCAUGCUGUGCAAGACACUGCAAACUGUAUGUGAAGUCAGCGAUGGUAAAGACUGUGUGUGUGAUAUAAAUAUACUGUUCCACUGACCACUGUAAACUAAAAAACUGUGCUGGCUAUCCCAAUUAAAGUAUAUAAAAAAAACAGA